Messenger RNA from Octopus sinensis (East Asian common octopus), 461 nucleotides. RefSeq lists its product as uncharacterized. The record is from RefSeq and is a predicted model, not a curated record. NCBI's taxonomy places the organism in Eukaryota, Metazoa, Mollusca, Cephalopoda, Octopoda, Octopodidae. The transcript has 4 exons. Bases 33 to 461 code for a protein of 142 amino acids.
CUUGUUGAGAUUAUGUCAUUUUUAUCAGUGAAAUGCAACCAACGAUGAAUAUGAAGAUACAUUUUGUAUUAUAUUUUGCGUUAUAUCUCUUCGUGAUAUGUUGUGGAGUAGGUGACGAGUCAUAUUAUAAUCGAAGUAAAUUUAUCAAAGUCACCAACGCUACAAUUGAGGAAGCUUACUUUCAGAAGAGACAGGUGAACGAUAGCGAAAUGUGUGCAGGAUUGUGUUACCUGAAACAUGAGUGUAAUUCAUUCGUAUUCUACCACUCGGAGGAGACAUGUGAACUUUAUAAAAGAACGACAGCAACACGCAGAUUAAUAACAACCUCAAAUGCGGACUUCUAUCAGUCCGAUCCUGGUAAAUCUGGAAAGGACGUCGAAGUUGUCGACUGCUUCAGUUAUCUCAGCAGUGUGAUUCAUAGCAGCAUUAUCUGCGUGUCCGAAGUCUUCAAAAUAUUUUGA